This is a messenger RNA of Physcomitrium patens, 2224 nucleotides long. Its product is annotated as proline--tRNA ligase, chloroplastic/mitochondrial. The record is from RefSeq and is a predicted model, not a curated record. Gene Ontology annotation, molecular function: ATP binding; proline-tRNA ligase activity. Gene Ontology annotation, biological process: prolyl-tRNA aminoacylation. NCBI's taxonomy places the organism in Eukaryota, Viridiplantae, Streptophyta, Bryopsida, Funariales, Funariaceae. Gene Ontology annotation, cellular component: chloroplast stroma; cytoplasm; mitochondrion.
GAAUGCGAAUCGGGGGUAGAGAACGAGGAAGGAGGAGGUGGUGGCGAUGGCGCGAGCACUGGACUACUGCUGCUGCGGCGGAGGAGGUCUGGCUAUGGCGCUCAAGUACUCCCUCUCACAGCCUGCCGUCGUCUCUCAGCUCGCCUCUCGACCUGCUGCUGCUUCCUGGGCCCCUCUGCUCGUGCGCUCCCGGAGCUCCCGAGUCGGGGUGCACCGUGCUUCUCUACUCUGCUCCCAGAGCUUACGGAGCAAAUUUCUAGCGUCUGGACUGACGAGAAGAAAUGGAGUAUCCUUUGCUACUCGAUCCCUCUCUACCCACAUUCGAGCUGCCGUUGUGGAGACUCAAGAGCAAGAAGGAGGAUCAACAGCUAAGAUUCCGAAAUCCAAAGAAAAAGUGGAAAGUAAACCAAAGAAAGAAAAGAACCUCAAAGUAACCCCCAGGAGCCAAGACUUCAGUAAGUGGUACUUGGAUGUUAUUGACGCAGCUGAACUUGCUGAUUAUGGACCUGUUCGAGGGACAAUGGUAAUCCGACCAUAUGGAUACGCCAUUUGGGAGUUCAUUCAGAGUUGGUUGGAUGCAAGAUUCAAGGAGACGGGUCACUCCAACAUGUACUUCCCCCAGCUUAUUCCGUACUCGUUCAUUGAGAAAGAAGCAAGCCAUGUGGAAGGCUUCAGUCCCGAGCUUGCGUUGGUCACUAUUGGCGGAGGUAAAGAGCUUGAAGAGAGACUGGUCGUUCGACCUACCAGUGAAACCAUUGUUAAUCAUAUGUUUGCCCAGUGGGUCCAAAGUUAUCGAGAUCUUCCUCUCUUGAUCAACCAGUGGGCCAAUGUGCACAGAUGGGAAAUGAGGACACGACCAUUCGUACGAACACUGGAAUUUCUGUGGCAAGAAGGGCACACAGCACAUACAUCUCCGGAAGAGGCAGAGGAGGAGGCACUUAGAAUGAUCGAGGUUUAUCGAGAAUUCGCAUACAGUCAAGCUGCUAUUCCCGUAGUAGUUGGUCGUAAAUCAAGGCUAGAAACUUUUGCUGGUGCUUCUAUCACGUAUACAAUUGAGGCCAUGAUGGGCGAUCGGAGGGCUUUGCAAGCAGGGACCAGUCAUAACCUAGGCCAAAACUUUGCUAAAGCUUUUAACACCCAGUAUACGGACGAAAAAGGGGACCUUCAGUACGUGUGGCAAACUUCAUGGGGUAUGAGCACCCGGAUGGUAGGAGGAAUUAUAAUGACGCAUGGUGACGAUACGGGUCUACUCUUUCCACCAAGGGUAGCACCUCUGCAAGUCGUCAUUGUACCGAUUUGGAAGAAAGAUGAGCAGAAAGCAGACGUUAUGGCCGCAGCUGAGAAGACGGAGAAGAUAUUGAAGGGUGCGGGUUUGCGCGUGAAGUUGGACGUGUCCGACCAAAAGACUGCUGGGUUUAAGUUCAAUUUCUGGGAAAUGAAAGGUGUACCCAUUCGGAUUGAGAUUGGUCCUCGUGAUGUUGCAGAGAAUGUUCUGGUAGUUGCUAGGAGGGAUGUGCCUGGAAAGGAUGGAAAACAGUUCGGGGUGUCUAUGGAGGAAAAACCUCUGGUGGAGUUUGUCAAGAACAGGUUAGAGGAAAUCCAAGAGAGUUUGCUGGCGAGGGCAACCGCAUUCAGGGACAGCAAUAUCGUUGAUGUGAGCUCUUAUGAAGAAUUGAAGGAAGCCAUCAAAGAGGGCCAGUGGGCAAGAGGGCCAUGGGCAGGAAGUGACGAAGAUGAGGCACGGGUGAAAGAGGAAACAGGGGCCACAAUCAGGUGUUUCCCGUUCGAGCAGCCGGAACACAACAAUGUCUGUUUCUUUUCAGGAAGCCAGGCCUCUGAGGUCGCCAUUUUUGCUAAGUCUUACUAGAAUUAGUGUUGAUUGCACCUUCUUUUUUUUUAAUUCACAGAUGCACUUGUCAGCCAUUCAUGAAAGUAUUUGGUCCAUUGGGAGAACAUCAGCUUCUCCCCAAGGGCUCUUAAAACCGUGUUAGCCUAUUUCUGUCCAUGUUGGAGAGAAUUGAAGUAAAUUUUAACCACGUGACUGAAAUGUAAUAAUUAUGCAUGAAACUGUCAUUAUACAGUACAGAAGGGAAUCCCUAAGGCUCGAAGUAACCACGACGUGCCCUUCCCCUUAACAAGCAGACUUAAUAAAUCCAACAUUGUUCCGUUCUAAUCUCAGAGCCCAUCUGAGAUUAGCGGAGUAAACCAGCUGAUUGUGCUGAAA